UUCGUUUAGAAAACUGAACAUGAAAUAUGCGUAAGAUGAACUUUUUCUAUCCAAGAAAGAACAGGGGAAGCAUCACCAAUACUUUACUUUCUUCAAUAAUUCUGGCCCCAAAUCUAGGAGCUCAUACCAACUCCGUGACAUUUGCGCCGUAACGUGUAGUUAAACUUAUUUGUCAAGUUUGCGAAUGCUCGAACUGGUGGAGAGUGGGCAUGAGAUGUCAACCCUUUGAAGAUAUGCGGUGUUGAUUGUCAACAAGACUUUAGAAACCCUAGGUCGGACCAAAACACAUGCAUGCCAUCUUAACUUUCGCUUCAAUUGUCUUCUUUCAACAACAAAUAACUUCCAUUCUAAGUGUCCUAGAUUAUUAAUGUACAUAAAUUGUCUUUAGUAGCUAAGCUAGCUACGGUCUUCAUCUUCUGCUUAACUCUUCACCUAUCCUCUAAUGCUUUCGGCAAUGGGAAAUGAACACCGAAAAUCUCAACCAAUUCUAAAGCUUUUGCUCUCCUAUAUACAGUUUAGCCAUGUCUUUGAGCUUGUGUUUUUUGUCGCUGGUUUGUGCCUUGGAGUCAUGGUCAGUUUGUACUGCAAGACCUUCCCAUUCAAGUUACAAACCACUGUAAAUGUUUUCUCUUCGUCACCACUGUCACUGUCGGUGCCAACUCCAGCAUUGCAAUUGCUCCCACAACCACCCUCACCGUCGCCAACUCCAACAUCACAAUUGCUCCCACAACCCUGCUCACCACCGCCUCUCCCAUUAGUAGACUUGGGUACUGAGGUUGAGGCAUUUAUGUUGCACAAGAUGGAUGAUGAUGAUGAGUUGGCUUGGAGGGCAUCAUUGGUUCCAAGGAUUAGAAGGUUUCCUUUUAACCAUGUGCCUAAAGUUGCCUUCAUGUUCUUGACAAAGGGACCUAUACCCUUGGCCCCAUUGUGGGAAAUGUUCUUCAAAGGUCAUGAAGGACUUUAUACCAUAUAUGUUCACCCUCAUCCUUCCUACGUAGAUUCAUGGCCUCAGAACUCUGUUUUCUAUGGAAGGAGAGUUCCAAGCAAGGAAGUUCAAUGGGGAAAACCAACAAUGAUUGAUAGUGAGAGACGCCUACUAGCAAGUGCUCUGUUGGACUUCUCUAAUGAGAGAUUUGUGCUGCUGUCCGAGUCUUGUAUCCCAUUGUUCAACUUCACCACAAUUUACAGCUACCUCAUGAAUUCCAGUGAGAGCAAUAUUGGCUCACAUGACGACCCGAGGAAGUCGGGUCGGGGCAGAUACAAUCCAAAAAUGUGGCCUGCAAUUAACAUAUCGGAUUGGCGCAAAGGCUCCCAGUGGUUUGAGGCCAGUCGAAAGCUUGCAAUUGAGAUCGUAUCAGACACCAAAUACUACCCCAUAUUCAAAGAGCAUUGCAAUCCUCCUUGUUACAUGGAUGAACAUUACCUCCCUACCCUAGUCAACAUUCUUGGCGUCGAAGACAACUCCAAUCGAAGCAUAACUUGGGUUGAUUGGUCCAGAGGUGGCCCUCACCCUAGAAGAUUUGUGAGGAAUGAUGUUUCAUAUGAGUUUUUGAAUCAAAUAAGGUUUGGCACCAAUUGCACUUGUAAUGGUAUUAAUGCAACCACUUGUGUGUGCUUUUUAUUUGCUAGGAAGUUCAUGGCAGACACUCUGCAACCUCUCUUGCAAAUUGCACCCAUUUUGCUAGGUUCCGUUUCAUAAUUAUAAUAUUUGUACAAAUAUGCGUUUAUGCAUAUCUAUUUAUUCCCGCAUGCCUGGGUGGUGGUGACUACUCAUGUAGCCCAACCAGCAGUGUUCAGCCUGUGGCAGCUCAGGCAUCUGUGAGUAGCCCAACCGGCAGUGUUCAGCCUGUGGCAGCUCAGGCAUCU
Prunus avium (sweet cherry) is the source of this 1866-nucleotide messenger RNA. RefSeq names its product glycosyltransferase BC10-like. The record is from RefSeq and is a predicted model, not a curated record. Gene Ontology annotation, cellular component: membrane. Gene Ontology annotation, molecular function: glycosyltransferase activity. Lineage: Eukaryota; Viridiplantae; Streptophyta; Magnoliopsida; Rosales; Rosaceae.